UGCAAUAAAAAAACCUUACAGGGGAAAAGGUGUCCCGGCCCCAAAAAAACUCAUAUCAGAACCGUGGCAUUACAAUCGGACGGCACAAAAGCCUCCUUUGUCCUCCCGAACUCUUCUUCCGCACCUCAACUUCCCGCCCGUCGCCGCCGCCGGCCGCCGCUUCCUCCGUCGAUGUCAUUUUUCGAUUUAAGCAUCCCCUACAUCGAGAAAACCAGCGCUCCCGCACCUGAUGCUCGCAGCGGCCCCGAUUGUCGUCUGCGAACUGUCGCGCGUGCAAUGGAGCUCGGCUACACCGCCGUCGCUUAUGAUCGCCCCUUUCGCGGCGUUCUCUCGGACGCCGACCGAUGUCGGAUCGCGCCCUUCAAGCCCCAAUCCUUUCUCGAAUCCGUCGCCGGAUGCUCCCCUGCCGCCUUCACUUCCUCCGUCGCCCUCCAUCGAGAUCUCCUUGGUGUCCCCCGUACCUCUCCCUUCAGGCAAUACACCCGCAUAACUAUUUCCGUCGACAGCGCCGCCGCGGCGUCAGCCCUCAACAUCGGCAACCGCCUCUUGAGGACUUAUGAUCUAGUAGCGACGCGGCCAUUGAACCAGAUGGCUUUCGAUCAGGCGUGCAGUGCUUCGGAGGUUGAUAUAAUUUCAUUAGAUUUUUCUCAGAAACUACCCUUCAGGUUGAAGCUUGGAAUGGUUCAAGCUGCAAUUAAGCGUGGGGUGCAUUUUGAGAUAUCCUAUUCUCAUAUUAUUGCUGGUGGUCAUGCAAGGCGGCAAAUAUUGUCAGAGGCCAAGCGAUUGGGCGAGUGGACACGCGGGAAAAACCUGAUUAUCUCAGGUUCUGCUACAAGAUUCGAUGAAGUUAGAGGUCCUCGUGAUGUCGCAAAUUUAUCAACAACUUUGCUCGGCCUAACCAUGGAGCGAGCUAAAGCAGCUAUUUCUAAGAAUUGUAGGUCCUUGGUCGCUAAUUCCCUGAGAAAGAAAGAUUGCUACUUCAAAGAGGCCAUCAAAAUAGAACGAAUAUUACCGAAUGAAAAAAAGGACUCUCUUUCCGACUGGUUCAAUGAAUGGAAUGAUUGGGAUCCAAUAUCCAGCGGGGAGAAUGAUCUUCCCUCACUUGAUGAUAUAACUAAGCUUUUCUCCGCCGCCAGCAAACAUUCUAAAGGCCAAAAUGCAGCUCGUUUUACAUCCUCUAUCAACGGAAUGGCUCCCCAUCAAUCUGAUGAAAUUGAUCAACAUGAUCAUGCUUCGCCGGAGAAUAUGGUGGCUGUGGUUGCAAAAUCUGUGCCAAAAACCUCAAAUGAAGAGACCAAGCAAUGUUCGGACGAAAAUGGUAUGGAAAUCAAUGUUUUUGAGAAUACUUCUCUGACUGAAAUGUGGAUUUCAGAUGACUUGUCAUUGAAAGCACCAUCCCCAACAGAGUUUUAUAGUGUUGGUGAUGAAGAUAUAGAAGUUAGAGAUCAGGUGGAUGUUGCUUCAUGUUCUAGAGAUCAGAUUUCCAUGAUUGAUAAUAACAUAAUCAUUAGUGUAGAGGAUCAUUAUGUAGAGCAAGUGGAGAUCAAAGAGAAAAAUUCCUCACCAGGUGAUGUGCCACUUAAUGGCUAUCCUGAUGAAAUUUGUGGGCAGGAGCAUAUAUCUGUACCUUUAGAAACUCAGGUAAACAUAGAACAGGAAAAUCAACAAAAUUCUUCUUCAGAAGCUGCAUCAACUGAUGUGGUUUUGUUAGAUAGUUCUGCCAAAUUGGAAAUGCAGCCACAGGAAAAUGUUAUUUGCAAAAGAAAUGAUCCCAAGGGAUUUGUAACUAAAAUUAAAUGCGAAAAGAAGCAUGUUUCUACUGCAGAAAUUGAAGGGCCUGAUGUGUUAUUAGUUGAUCUUUCUACUUCAGUGAAAGAUGAUCCUAUUUUUUCUCCAGAAAAUGAUUCUCCACUGAAUAAAAUGGAACAGCAAAAUAUGCAGCGGCCUGUUAAGGCAAAUGAAUUUACUAAUAGGCAUAUUCAUAAAUCAGGAAAAAGAAGGCUCAGAAGAAGAGCACACGAUUGGGGCUAUCGACUAACUUCCAGAGGUCUUUUUAAGCCAUUGUUUUUCAACAAUAAGAAGGCAGGUUCAUUAAGAAGAAUGCGCCAGUUUUUAAAAAUGUUAUAUUAAUUGAUCACAGUAUUUUUUUUUUUUUUCUGAAUGUGUUCUUAUUCUCAUUUUAAGGCUUAUAGAUUUGUUUAUUUUUUUCCAUGCUCCCAGAUUAAGGUUGGGAAAUUUACAUGCA
Phalaenopsis equestris is the source of this 2245-nucleotide messenger RNA. Its product is annotated as ribonuclease P protein subunit drpp30. Gene Ontology annotation, biological process: tRNA processing. The transcript is spliced from 6 exons. Gene Ontology annotation, cellular component: nucleolar ribonuclease P complex. The coding region runs from base 172 to 2130 and encodes 652 amino acids. NCBI's taxonomy places the organism in Eukaryota, Viridiplantae, Streptophyta, Magnoliopsida, Asparagales, Orchidaceae. Gene Ontology annotation, molecular function: RNA binding. The record is from RefSeq and is a predicted model, not a curated record.